AUGACGGCGUGCGCGGGCGCGGCGCGAGCGAACGAUGGGACGACGACGCUGAUCGCGGUGGGAGGGGCGGCGAUCGCGUCGACGUCGGCGACGAGCGACGACGCGGGGAAGCGCGAGACGGCGCUCGGCGGUGGACUCGCGAUGUUACGAAAGUUUUCGUCGACGGCGCUGAGCGUGGCGAAGACAUUCGUGGACCGAGACGCCGACGUGAGCGAGGACGCGGUGGGGGAGUACGAGGGCGUGGAUAUGGAUGAGGUGAGCGCGCUGAAACGAGAGAAGCCGACGUGGAACUGCGCGUUCGUGGACGCGCCGCGACGGUACACGAGAUUUGAGAUUUGCGCCGAGCGCGACUGCUUCGCCGUCGGCGACGAGACGCGCAGGGUAUUGCUCUUUCGCAUCCUGAGUCACGGCAAGCUGAGACUGAAAGCGAUCAUCAAGGGGUGUCGCGACGCCACGUUCGCGUUCGACGCCGACACGGGCGCGCUGUACGUUCACAGGCCGAGCGUGCGCUUGUUAGAGAUUCGUUCCGAGCGCGGCGACGCCGUCGAGACGCGAGACGCCAGCGGCGUCGCGCGCGUCGUCCCGGGCUCGCCCAAACCUGCGCGUCGCGGAGCGCCGCCGUCUGCCGCCAUGUCGUACGUGCUCGACAUGCGCGAGCUCGUGCACAAGCUCCCGUUCCAUCACUUCACCGCGUACGGCUUGCGCACGUCCUGCGUCCUCAUCGCGGUCACCUACGCCUCGCCCGGGGUCGUCGCGGCGGGAAUAUGUUUGAUGUACUAUCGCACGUACACGGCGCAAAACCGGACGAUAUUCGAGAACACAAACAUAAAAGAGGCGAAGACGCGCGCGAUCAUCACGAUCGGGGUGAUCCUGGCGUUCAUACCGGCGGCGCUGAUUGGAUUGAUUGAAGGAUUUCGAGGCGGGCUGCAGACGCUGAAGACGAUCGAGGCGUGGGCGGAGAAUGGACAGAGCGGAAUGCGGGCGAUCGGGGCGCCGAUCAUGGCGAUGGAUGAUUCGUUGACGAUGCUGCGCCGGGAAGCGGUGACGGCGAACGAUGUCGGGGCGACGGCGACGAUCGCGACGGCGCUGACGGCGGUGACGGAGGCGAUGCUGCAUCACAGCGGUUCGAUCGAGUUUAUUCAGGAUUUAGAGUCGCUGAAGUGGGUGAAGACGUUCGUGGUGAUUUACGUGACGUCGAUGACGUUGUUGAUGCUGCUGCUGAUCUCGUUGCUCACGACGUCGGUGGUGCCCAUCAUCGCCCAUCACGGCAAGACGCCCGUGUCGCAGUGGUGGAAGCGAGCGCCGGGACGAGUCACGCCAGAGUAUUUCGUUCGCGCGCUUCCGUUGUUCACGCUCAUCUAUUGCUUCUUGAUGACUUCGGUGUAUUGGCCCGUGAGCGUGAUCGGCGCCGAGGUGUGCUACUCCUACGAAGCCAUGGUGGAGUUCGUGGUGCCGGAAAACGUGCAGCUGUACUUCGUGUGUCCGCGCUUUGGGUACGAGCUCGGAGAGUAUUUGCAAGAUUUGCACGCAGAUAACGUCAAGCUGAAGGAGACGAUCGGCAACGUCCAAGAUCUGGGAGGCGCGUACGCGUCGUCGCAGUACAUGACGGCGUUGAACGCGGCGAUGACAUCCUUUGGAGCAGACUUUGGCAUCAUCGACGAAGGCUUGGGGAGCUGCCAGCCGAUGAGCGACACGAUAGAGCUCGCCACGGCGCAGGUGUGCGACGAGGUGAUGUUGGGGAUGCAGAUGGUCACCGCGGUGUCGUUCGGUCUCACGUGCUUGCUCAUGUACGGCACUCUACACCGUUGGUUCGGCUCCGACGUCGCCAAAGAGCUCGUGCAAGACGAAGAGCAAAGCUUGUUUUCCAAGCUCACGUCCGAGUCGUUCAUCGAGGCUCGAUCAAGAUUCGGUGCACAAAAGAAGACGCCCGCGGAGCAGGGUAAGGAAAAGGAGAAGAAAAAGAAGGAUAAGGGUGCGAAGAAAAAGAGGAAGGAAGCCAAGGAAGGUAAGGUUGCCGAAGAUGGAUCGACGCAUGUGUCGUCGUCGUCGUCGGAGGAGGAGGGCGCAGGCGCGACGGCGUCGCCGAGCGUCGAAGAGACGGCGCAGCAGGAGAGCGCUGCGCCGGCGACCUCCCCGCCCGACGAUGCGGCGCCGCGAGAGAUCGAAAUGCAGGACGUCAUGAAUGAUGACGAACCCUCGACCGCGGCGGACGACGACGGCGCAGAAGAAUACGACUCGGGUGAGGAGGAAUUUAUCGAAGACGACGGCCGCGUCGAAGUCCCGUCUGAUCUCGAAGACUACAUCGACGACGUCGACGAAACAACCGUGGUCGAAACACCCGCGGACGAGGAGCCACCGGUGUCCGCGGUCGUCGAGCCCGAGAACGAAGGAUCCGACGUCGCCGAGGCUCCGCCGCCGACCGUCGCGACGCCGUCGAGCUCGAGCAGAGUGCGAAUCGUAGACCCGCGAACGAAGCAAGAAGUGACGUUCGAGCCGGCACUACCCAAGCCAAAGAGCGACGACACGUAA
This is a messenger RNA of Ostreococcus lucimarinus CCE9901, 2529 nucleotides long. RefSeq lists its product with no specific name. Bases 1 to 2529 code for a protein of 842 amino acids. The record is from RefSeq and is a predicted model, not a curated record. The transcript has 2 exons. NCBI's taxonomy places the organism in Eukaryota, Viridiplantae, Chlorophyta, Mamiellophyceae, Mamiellales, Bathycoccaceae.